Eurytemora carolleeae is the source of this 1184-nucleotide messenger RNA. Its product is annotated as formin-binding protein 1. The record is from RefSeq and is a predicted model, not a curated record. The coding region runs from base 360 to 1127 and encodes 255 amino acids. NCBI's taxonomy places the organism in Eukaryota, Metazoa, Arthropoda, Copepoda, Calanoida, Temoridae. The transcript has 10 exons. Gene Ontology annotation, molecular function: protein binding.
AGUUUUGUUCUUACACAAUAUAGACAAGUUCUUUUCAACACUUUACACAUAGAUUACAUAGAUAGGAUAGCAGAUGUCAUCUGAGGCAGAAUCCCAAAGGAGUUACGCAUAGUCGGCGUAGAACAGGCUCCCUUUCUGUCCUGUAAUUCUAAAGUAAAAUAUUAUGAAAUACGGAUGUCUCCAUUAUCGAUGAUCAGGAAAAAGGUUGAAGAGUAAUGUAGUGAAUAGGACAUGUCGUACUCUAGAAAUUGAGAAAACACUUGAAACAACCCUUGAACCUUGAACGGCAAUUUGUUCACAAAUAAAAUUGUUAAAAUCCAAUUUUAAUUUACGUAUUUGCAGGCAGUGGUUUAAAAAAUAUGGUUGAGGUCUGGAUGAAAACAGAUUUUACAGAAGAUGGGCGAUGUGUUGAGGCUGGAACACCGGUUCUUGUCCUAGGAUAUGGAGAGACUGGUAGCUCUAACUACCAGGUUCUAGAUCAGGAUCGGAUACUAGAGAUUCCUAAAACCCUGUUUGGAGAAUACAGGUUUCCAUCUUGGUUCCGACCAGAGAUAGAUCGACUUGGAGCCGAGGUUCAACUCCGCAGACUACCCCCUCGUUCCUUUUUUAUCCGACGCCGUGGUUCCGGAAGGAGAGAAAUCAAGGAUUUUUCUAUUUCUAUUAAAAUGGCAGACCGAGUACUCCAUAUGAAGAUAAACUACUCGGAAAACCAGAAUUGGAAUUUCAACUCCCAGAAUUUCUCAAGUCUCCAGGCCCUGGUGAAAACAUUUCAAUCCAAGCCUCUGUUUAUCUCCAAUGGUCAAGGAAUAAGCCUGGAUAAUGAAGCUGAUACUUCAAUUGAUAAAACUAUUGAAACCGCCAAUAUAAACGAAGACGAUAUUUAUGAAGAUCCAACUCAACCAGAUCCUCUACAAUUCAUUCCUCAAGUGUCUCAGAUUGUCAGAGUUAAAUAUGAUUUUCAAUCCACAGUAGAGGGAACCAUUGAGGUUCAGUUUGGAGAAAGGUUAAAGAUAAUUGAUGUUUAUGAAGAGGAGGGUUGGAUCAGGGUCCGGAAGCAAGGUGGAGAUGAAGGUUGUGUUCCUACAAACUAUGUGGAUAUUGAACAAUUGUUUGGAAGAGAUUUUUAAAAAUAAAUAUAAAUGUUUUAUUGAAGUGUGAUAGUUAAUUAUCACACUAAUAUUUUA